AGCAUGGGGGACUUGGACGACCUGGACGACAGCCUGACCAGCCUCAUGUGGCUGCAGGAUUUCUCAAUCACCAGCGCCAGCAUGGGGAAGUCCUCCUGCUGCCCCAGCGGUCCGGACCCCCAUGAUUGUCACGGGAUCCCCAGCUUUGCUGCCCCAUGCUCGCCUCUGGCUGCCGACCCGGCGUGCAUGGGCAUACCCCACACUCCCUGCAAUCCCAUCUCCUCCUCCACCUCGAGGACAGCGCACCAUGCCAUGGCCAUGAACCCUCAGCUUGCAGAGGACAUCGACUACAAGACCAACCCGCAUGUCAAGCCGCCCUACUCCUACGCCACCCUCAUCUGCAUGGCGAUGGAAGCCAGCAAUAAGCCCAAAAUCACCCUCUCUGCCAUCUACAAGUGGAUUACCGACAACUUCUGCUACUUCCGACACGCCGAUCCCACCUGGCAGAACUCCAUCCGGCACAACCUCUCCUUGAACAAGUGCUUCAUCAAGGUGCCCCGGGAGAAGGGUGAGCCAGGGAAAGGUGGGUUUUGGAAGCUUGACCCCCAAUAUGCCGACCGGCUCAAGAACGGUGCCUUCAAAAAGCGGAGGACACCCCCAGUGCAGAUCCACCCGGCUUUCACCAAAAAACUCCAGGAAGAUGCACAGUGCGCCGUCAGCCCAGCCGCUUCGCCUUGCACCUCUAAUAACAUCCUCAAUGUCAACGUGGAGUCACAGCAGCUGCUGAAAGAGUUUGAAGAAGUCACCGGCAACCAGAACUGGAAUCCAGUGGAUGGCAAAGCAGGGUACAAACGCAAGCAGUCCUUGCCCAAGCGAACAGCCAAGGCGGCUCGGCUUUCCAACUCUGCCUUGCUGAGUCAGGAAGAGCAGACCGAGCUGGGAUCACUGAAAGGUGACUUUGACUGGGAAGCCAUCUUCGACACCAACCUGAAUGGAGACUUCUCCAGUUUUGAGGAUCUGGAGCUCACGCCUCCAAUCAGCCCCAUAACACGCGAUCUGGACUUGACGGUACAUGGGCACAACGUGGACUAUCCCCAGGAGCAGGAGCAGGUCCUCACCGAAUCCAACCAGAACAACCUGGACUUUGAUGAAACCUUCAUGGCCACUUCUUUCCUGCAGCAUCCCUGGGACGAAGGGACAAACGAUUACCUCUCCGACCCUGUCAAUGUGGAGCAGUUGUUUGAACUCAACGAUGCCUCUUUGUCACCGGAUGUGAGCGACUGGAGCAGUCUGGCAUCCCUUUUAUAA
Molecule: messenger RNA, 1248 nt
Organism: Balearica regulorum gibbericeps (East African grey crowned-crane)
Lineage: Eukaryota; Metazoa; Chordata; Aves; Gruiformes; Gruidae
Source: RefSeq, a predicted model, not a curated record